AUGUUAAUCAGUUUCAAAAAACGCCUGACGGCGAAUACAGAGGCCGUUAAACAUCAAGAUAACCUCGAUACUGGCCAGACGAACCCCGAUACGGAUCCUCUUUUUAGAAUAAGCACCUCACACGAGAAACUGGCUGCAAAACUUUUUAGUUGCGUCAAUGAGACUGGGCUCUGUAUUUUCCAGGACUAUAAUGGACGCUCUGACGGUAUCCUCACCUCACCUGGUUAUCGUAAUUCGACAAUCUUCCACGAGAUUCUAUAUCACAGGCACUCUGUGAUCGACAACAAACUGGAAGGUGGAAAUCAUCCAAUCCACACCUUUCCCACUGUUGUGCAGGAAUUUUUGGAAUACCUCAUCAUCGACCAUCAUGUGCUGCUCACUCAGCCCAAUAGCUAUGGUUACCGUCCACUCGACGAGUUACAUGUCGGGGUAAUACCAAUGCUUUUCACGGUCCUCGAAUUUGUACUAUCUGACGAUGUGCUUUGCAAAUUGUCAGCUGAGGCCUGUCCGAUGACAUGGAAUAAAAGUCGGGCAGCCGGUGCCUGCAACAUUAAUCUACCCGAACGCAUAAGAUCCGUUUUCGCCAAGGAUUUUAGCGGCAGUGAUGGAGCUGCUUUGGCGUCUGGUGGUUGUGUCCACGAUACCGUGAGGGUGGAUGAGUUAUUAAAGUGGAACGCCCAACUUAAAGAGACGGUUGUGAAAAUCUUGGACGACAAGGCUCUGAGUUCACGCCGUGGCACAUCUACUAUACUGAAUAAUAUGCUGCAAAAAAGCUCCUUUAAUAAGGAAACAUCCAUUGUUAGCUCCAAAAAAUUUCAGCGACUUAUUGAGCUGUGUCCCAAGGAAACUUUGGAGUCCGUCAAUGACAAGGGCAACACUCCAUUACACGAGGCUGUCCUCCUGUACGAAAAGGAGGAUCUAGACUUCGGGCGUCUGCAUGAUGUGAUUUGCAGUCUGGUACAGCAUUGUCCGUCUUCUAUCUACUCGGUUACCGAGGGAGUUAACGAUACUGCGAAACAAACUGCGUAUUCAAUGCUUCAGGCGUUAGAUCCGCAGCGGCAGUCUGCCCCUGGCCAGAAGAGUGCUGAUCCUGAUAAGAUGGCUUCAUUAUACAAGACAAUGACACUACUGAAGCAUACAUGCAUUGGAGGUGACCGAGAUCGAGACGAGAAAUUGGUAUAUCUUUAUGGAGGUCUCAAAAAUGCGCGGAAUAUUUAUCUUGAUGUGACCGAUGUUCGCAUCAUUGAUAAGAACUUCAUCAUAAAUCUCUCAGACAGAGUCAAGUUCAACUUCGACACAGCUCUUGAAUAUGUGAGCUUACGCCGUGACUUGACUGGAGCAGAUUAUAUCAGUCCAGAGGCGCGGGAUAUAAAUACGCAGGAGCGCAACCACUACCAAGGUGUGUUCAGGUUGCUGCGUACUAAAUGGUCUGUGAGGAAGAUUUUUCAUGUCAUUGUUGAUGACCUCGUCCCGUUUCCGCAUACGGACAAGGCUAUUAAGGCUGCACUUAAACCAUUCAAUAUUGAACGAUGGGACUGGAGAAAGCUCGAUAUAUGUGGCAAAACUAUCCUUGAUGCCGCUCCUGGAACGCGUGAACUGUAUCUACAGAGUAGCGGAAAUGAGGCGAUUCUUCGGAGUUGGGCAUGUAAGUAUGACGGACUUCAAAAAUUGAAUCAGCUCAAAUUCAUUACCAUUGUAAUGCAUGCAGACUUGAGAGAGACGAAGCGUGAAUGUCAAAGACUCUUCAAUAGAUUCAAGAGAGAUUUCUGUCGAUGGCGGCCUGACAUGAGGAACAGUAUUUAUCUACAGUGGGCCGCUGGACUCACAGGCCAAGAUGAUGGCGCUGAGGAUGCAGGAUCAUCAUUUGGUUAUAAUCAGUCUGACCAAAUAGCAUGGAUUCGGACUAUGCAGCCAUUUAUAAACUUUUUGCAAGGCCCGAUUAAGAGCGAAAUAGAGAGAAAGAUGAAACAAGACGAACAGCGUAACCAAGACGAGCAAAGUGACGAAGAUGAGCACAGUGACGAAGAAAGUGACGAGGAUGACCAUAUUGACGAAGAUGAACAUAUUGAUGAGAACAGACAGAGUGUUGAAGAAAAGAAGAGCAGCAGCCAAGACGAAAAAGAAGAAGCCGACGCAAGAAUUUGGAGAGCCGAAAAGAAAAUGGAGUGUCCGGCAUACGUAUCUAUUGCACUUAUUGACAAUGGUGUCUAUUCUGCAGCGGAAGACAUUCCUAUCAUGGUAGGGGGUAAAUCGUGGUAUGGACAAAGAAACUCUAAGAUCCCAUUCAGAGAUUAUUUUACAGGACCCUCACGCCAUGGUACUCAGAUGGCCCAGUGCAUCUACAAGGUCUGUCCCAUGGCUCGGCUCUAUGUGGCCCGAAUGGACGAUUCAAUGCCAACUGAAAAGUUGACAGUGGAUUCCGCCAUUAAGGCAAUCGAAUGGGCGACCAACAUGGGUGUUGAUAUUAUUUCGAUGAGCUGGACUUUCCAUGAAAGGGGAGCGACAGCCGCUCAAACAGAGGCUUUCAAGAGAGCAAUUCAAAAUGCAUCGAGCAAGAACAUUAUACUUCUUAGUUCGCUCAACGAUAUGGAGAUGACAAUGCUCGAAGAAUGGUACCCUAUCCGCCUUUAUGAGGUCAUUCGCGUGGGUUCUGCGACUAAAUGGGGUGAGAAGACCGAGUCCGGCAACAAUAGACGCUCAAAUUACCUCUUCCCGGCCAAAGAUAUUUCUCUUCCAGCGCCCGACGGCAGCGGGGACGAGGCGGAGUUGAUCAGUGGCAGCUCCGUUGCGACAGCAUUCGCUGCUGGCCUUGCCGGCUUAAUCAUAUACGCGGGUCGGGCGCUGUCAUACCUCUCACCAGAUGAUCAUCAGAGGCUGGCCAUUGCUGACACGCGGGAUAAGAUAAUGCGCGCCUUCAAUGUGCUCAGUGGUAGGCCUCACGAGUCGUUGCCUACUGACCUCUUUGUUGGCUUGGGCGCUCAUUUCCCCAAAGAUCCUGAGAGAGAUGCCGAUGAGAAUGGACGAGUUCAGGUGCUGAGUUCAUUUUUGAACGGUUUCCAAUUAAGGGAUUGA
Trichoderma virens Gv29-8 is the source of this 3072-nucleotide messenger RNA. RefSeq lists its product as uncharacterized. Gene Ontology annotation, biological process: proteolysis. Bases 1 to 3072 code for a protein of 1023 amino acids. The record is from RefSeq and is a predicted model, not a curated record. The transcript has 6 exons. NCBI's taxonomy places the organism in Eukaryota, Fungi, Ascomycota, Sordariomycetes, Hypocreales, Hypocreaceae. Gene Ontology annotation, molecular function: serine-type endopeptidase activity.